AUGUCGCAGUUCCAGAGCGGCGUGCAUCCCUCCGGGGACCAACCUUUGCUUGAAAAUUUGAAUUCUGGAGGCGUCAUUCACGACCUGAACCCCCUUGGCUCGUCCAACGCCAGUAACACGUCCGGUGUUGGAACAAAUCAUCCGUCCAAGCAGUCCCAUCAACAGCAACAACAACACAGUCUCUCAUUCCUGCGUUCAGAGCCUCUCUCGGGCAACGCAUCUGAUCGAUCGACAGUAGAGCCGCCGUCCAACUCAGCUCAGACGAAAAUCAACUCGAAUGUGCACCAGCAGGCUCUCCGGGUCAACAACAGCCACUAUCCGCCCCUGGGCCUCCGCAGCUCUCCCAACUUCCCCGUCUUCAUCCCUUAUGGAGCGCCAAACGUGGACCGCAGUGGAAAACCCUCGCCCUCAUACCCUCCCGUGGGGGUGGCAACCGUGCCGGUUCCUGCCUACGGAAAUCCAACGACGGACGCAGACUCCUCCGCUCAGCUCGUAGCCGUUCCAAUCACCGGCGAGCAGUUCGACGCCUACGCCAAGAUAACCGGCGAGACCCAGAGCCCCAGCCUGUUUCUCGACCUGGAAGAGCCUACGUCUCAGGACAAGACGGAAAGCGCACAACAAAGUAGUUCGACAAACUCGCUUCAGUCGAAAAUACCCAUCGACCCUCGGAUUGAACACUGGCAAGCUCCACUGGCCCCCUCGCAGUUUACUCAGAGUCAGACGACAACAAGUGUCAUUACUCCUCGAAACAUCAGCCCAGCGCGCCAGAACAUACCGACUAUAGCUUCGCGGGCUACCAACUCACAGGCCAUUACGGCUCCGGCCGGCCGGAUAUUCAACACACCGUGGCCCCAGCCGUGUCAACCCUUGAUUGCACCUCAGGCCAAGCAGCCCACUACUGAGACCGGCGUCAUCGGCAGAGACGGCACGUACUGCCCACAAGGUAGCCUUGUCGCGACUGCUUGCGGCCUCGGCAGUGCCCUGCCCGCUUCAUUCGGCGCUUCGACUUCGACCUCGGCCCGCCACGACAUCAAGGUCGACAACAGUCGAAACGCCAAAAAGAACAAGAACCCAAAUAGCAACCCCUCGUGGGUGUACACGACCCCAGUCCGUCCCAAUGCUAGCUUCGGCCCUCUCACCACUGGAGGCCGACCCCUCUUCACGUAUACUCAACAGGGCCAGCUUACCGCAGGCCGUGCCUUCACUUCACAAGAGCUUCGUGCGUAUGUCGACGGCGGACGUUGCUUCAUGUGGGUCCAGCAGGCACCCUCGCAGUGUGCCGGACGCAUGGAUCACGACGACAAGAAGUGCCGCUGGGCGUCGUGCCCCAUCAACGCGCGGAGCAUCUCUUCGGGCUGGCUCCGCGUCGCCCUCGACGAGUUCCCCGGCCUGACCUCAGACGGGACCAAAGACCCCUUCAAGGUUGCCGGCGUGCUGCACCUCUGGUGCUUCGAGCAGAUAUUUGAUCCGAUGGAGUUUCACAAGAGCGGCCGUCUCCUCCCAGAGGUUCGCCACCUGCCCAAGGAGACCAGCAACGUCAUGGCCAUCAACCGCGAGACCGACAGGGACAUUGUCCCCGAGUGCUACAACAAGUGGUUCCAAGAUCGCGAGCAGGAGUUUCAGCAACACGGUCCCGUUAGGCGACCUAGACAACACGAAGAGUCGCUGUCCUAUGCGCUCAUCAAGUACCACGUUAGCAACCAGACGACGGCACGGCACAGAGCGCGUGCCACUCGAAACCAAGACAAGGCGACUGGGCACCAAAAGACGAUUGACGUACACGUCGGCGACCUGGGUUUGUAUGCCCGGAUCAUGAAGAACUGCAGGGCCACGGCCAAGGCGGCCCAAUCUCAGCAAAUGCAGGAAGCCAUCAUGGUCGAUGACGACGACGAUCCCGACACUACUCUGGGAGACACGAUGGGCAUGGGCUGGUCGCCCGUCGCCGAGGAAGUGUCCGUGUUGACGGAACCAGACAAGUCGCCCGCCUCGGGCCUGCAAAUGCCACCUCCGAGCAACAAGUCAAGCGACUUUCUGCGAGCGAGUACCCCAUACAAGACGCCGUCGAAGUCGCCCGCGACAUCGCGACGCACCACAAGCGCAACGACAACAGUUGCCGGCUCAGCGCCCGAUAUGACGACGCGGCAGGGUAAGAACAACGCCUCAGAAGAUGUCGACAUGUCGGACUUGAUUGCUGAUGGAGCGAAACAAGAUGCUCCCCGCUUCGACCUUCUCAACCCGGCCUCGUGGAAGGACAAGACGCCGGCCCCAGCAUCGCCCAUCCAUGAGUUUUUCAACCCACUCCAAAGCCCACUCACCGGCAUCGUGCCCCCCGUGGUGAUGCAGACGCCGCUGAAGUCGCCGGUUGUACGAGGCAGCAUCGUGGCUAGAGGUCUCACUGCCCAGCAGGCGAUCCUGGCCCAAAAGCAGGAGCUGCAGCGCCGCAAGUCUGUCGACGCGCAUGGGGUCGUCCCUCCGGAGCAAUCGACCCAAGUGGCCCCGAAACGCAAGCGCGACGACGAUGACACUGAGUCUGGAUGCGUCAGCGACGACAUGCGUCCGGCCAAGAUGCAGCACAUGGAUCAGCCAUCGCCAAAGCGGAAGCGCGACGAAGACGAUAUCUCGGGAGCUUCCCCCAGCCCGAAGCGACGACGCUCCGAGCUCGAUCUCACAGCCCCCAACCUCAUGGCUCAGCAUCAAGAGAACGUCAUGUUUGCCCAGACUGCCGAAUCCGUGGUCCCAGACACCGCGCAAAACACGCAGCAAACGACUGAGGCUGCUACUGUCGCAGCAAACAGCGAGCCGGAGGGGCCGCAAACCCGCUCAGCCGACGACGCUGGUGGCAACCUCUUUGCAGGCCAUACGCAACCCCCAGAACUGGAACACGCGGUGAGUCUCGAUAGCUUGUUCGAGCAGUCCGCGGCCGAUCUCGACGUGGACAGUCUCGUCGAGACAUUUGAAUGGCCACAGUGA
Purpureocillium takamizusanense is the source of this 2970-nucleotide messenger RNA. RefSeq lists its product as uncharacterized. The transcript has a single exon. The record is from RefSeq and is a predicted model, not a curated record. NCBI's taxonomy places the organism in Eukaryota, Fungi, Ascomycota, Sordariomycetes, Hypocreales, Ophiocordycipitaceae. The coding region runs from base 1 to 2970 and encodes 989 amino acids.